Molecule: messenger RNA, 909 nt
Organism: Diatraea saccharalis (sugarcane borer)
Lineage: Eukaryota; Metazoa; Arthropoda; Insecta; Lepidoptera; Crambidae
Source: the annotation of a GenBank genome assembly
AUGGUUUGCACUUUACAGAUACUUACUACUGAUGAGUGUAUCAAAGAAGGAAUUUUAUCAAAAGAAAAGUUAACUGCUUUAAGCAAACAAAUUAUCCCUGAUUUAUAUAAAAAAAGUAAAGGUGAAGUUGGUCGAAUAGGCGUAUUAGGAGGCAGUGAUGAAUUUUCUGGUGCUCCGUACUUUGGAGCCUUAACUUCGUUACGAGAAACAGCUGCGCCUAUAAUAAAAGGGUAUAGUCCUGAUUUAAUAGUGUACCCAUACCUCAGUAAGCAUUAUGCCUCUAAAAUUAGCAGAAUACUCGAAAAGUUGGAUGUUGUUGUGGUUGGCCCCGGAUUCGGAAGGGAGGUUGAACAAAUCGCUUUAAUUCAGGAUAUUAUUGAGACAUGUAAAAGUUUAAAAAAACCAUUGGUUGUUGAUGCGGAUGGUUUGUACGCUCUUUCUACAAAUGUUUCUGUAUUACUAAAUUACCCCAAGCCAGGUGCAAUAUUAACACCUAACAGGCGCGAAGCUGCAAAGUUAAUUGAAGCGAUAAAUUCAAAUAACACACAUUGGUAUAAUUAUUGGGGAGGCAAUGUUUCAGUUUUAGUAAAAGGCUACGAAGAUACAUUUUAUACUAGUGUUAAUAAAUUUAACUGGUCAUUAUUAGGCGGAGGAUCAGAUCGAAGAACUGCGGGACAAGGUGAUAUUUUGGCAGGUGCAAUGGGUACUUUUUACAAUUGGGCUUUGAAAGCCAAUUUGUGUGAUAAUGAAAAUUCUUUACAAGUAGCUCAAAGUGUAGCUGCAUAUGCUGCGUCAAAAUUUACGAGAACUUGCAAUGCACAUGCAUUUGCAGAAAACGGAAGGAAUAUGAUAGCAUCUGAUAUGUUACAUAAAAUUCAUAGUUCAUUUGAAGAAUUAUUUGGUGUUUAA